Salvelinus namaycush (lake trout) is the source of this 350-nucleotide messenger RNA. The record is from the annotation of a RefSeq genome assembly. NCBI's taxonomy places the organism in Eukaryota, Metazoa, Chordata, Actinopteri, Salmoniformes, Salmonidae.
AUGAACUUGAUUACAACAAUCCUUGCUAUUACCACCACAUUGUCCGCAGUACUAGCCACUAUUUCUUUCUGAUUACCACAAAUUUCCCCAGACGCAGAAAAACUCUCCCCCUACGAAUGUGGAUUUGACCCCCUAGGGUCCGCUCGCCUGCCCUUUUCCCUACGCUUCUUCCUAAUCGCCAUCCUGUUCCUCCUAUUUGACCUGGAAAUUGCCCUCCUCCUUCCAUUGCCCUGGGGAGAUCAACUCACCACCCCAGCCUUUACACUUGCCUGAUCCACUGCCGUGCUUGCCCUCCUUACUCUAGGCCUAAUCUAUGAGUGAACCCAGGGGGGCUUAGAAUGAGCCGAAUA